AUGGACGAUGAUGAGCUUCCUUGCUUCGUUUAUGACCUGUCCGGCACCACAAAUGAUGGUGCCAACUUUCGCUUCGAAAAUGAUCCAGCGAAUCCCUACGAGCGUACAAAUAUCAUUGAGAGGCGAGGCUUGUUGCACGUUCGGUGCACAGUCAGGGACAUUGUACACGGCCAAUGGAGCGAAGAGAACGACGACGAGGCGACACUACUGGUGCUGCUCUUCCGCUUCGACGCGGAUGACCUCGGCCGCCGCAUCAAGCUGGCCCGCAUCAAGCUGACCUUCUCGGGGUCGUCGCCUGACCAUCCAGACCCAGAAGUGGCGCGCCUGUGGCCAGACAAAACCUAUUCCAUCUUCCCGACGACUCGUUCCGAAACAGUCUGCACUGGAGCAAGAGGCUCCUUGUCGGUUGGAGCCGAAGUCGGGGCCGAACUGUCCUGCGAAAGGACCAAGACGGUGCAGCGGGAGCUCCAGAGCGUGGGCAUUGUACGAGGCUCUGCGGACACCCAAGGCCGCAACUUCGGCCUGCAUAAUAGUGCCUCGUGGACGCUCAUGGAGAAUCCAGACACCCACAGUGGCGUUGCGGCUGCCAUGCAGUGUGCUGUCCUCGUGAGACGCCGUGUCUUGGAGGAGCCAUUCGCUGCUACGGUGCAAAUCACAGUGCACGCUGGCCGUCCAACCGCUGCGCGAGAAUGGAUUCGCGGGGUCUUCAGCCAGCCUCGCAAGGUUGAUCCUAUCCUCUUCGAUCCCAAGCGCCCUCCCACUAAUAGGCUGCGUGUAUACGACGAUAAGACACGGGCAGCGUUGGGCACUAUCAAGCUCGACGACCCGAGCCUGACCGAUAUCACCCUGCGCAACGUAUGGAAUGCAGCGGAUAAACAGACAUGA
Trichoderma citrinoviride is the source of this 885-nucleotide messenger RNA. RefSeq lists its product as hypothetical. The record is from RefSeq and is a predicted model, not a curated record. The transcript has a single exon. The coding region runs from base 1 to 885 and encodes 294 amino acids. Lineage: Eukaryota; Fungi; Ascomycota; Sordariomycetes; Hypocreales; Hypocreaceae.